This is a messenger RNA of Drosophila navojoa, 1203 nucleotides long. RefSeq names its product betaine-homocysteine S-methyltransferase. Gene Ontology annotation, molecular function: S-adenosylmethionine-homocysteine S-methyltransferase activity. Gene Ontology annotation, biological process: S-methylmethionine cycle. Lineage: Eukaryota; Metazoa; Arthropoda; Insecta; Diptera; Drosophilidae. The record is from RefSeq and is a predicted model, not a curated record.
AACGUUCACAGCACAGCAUAGUUCAUUAAUAUAUAGACCAACGCACCGAGAGAGACAGAGAGACACAUAUGUAUAUCAGCUGCAGACUGAACGGAAUUUAAUAAAGCACAGCCACAUUGUUGAUCGCAUCACAAGCAAAUAGAAAACAACUAUUUAAUCAAUUACAAGAUCUAUUUAUAAGCGUCGCACUCUAGCAACGGGUUAUCAUGGGUCUGACGCGAAUACUGGUCAAAGAUGGCGGCUUUGGCACACAGAUGACUGUCCAUGUGGGCAACUCUGUGGAUGGCGAUCCGCUGUGGAGUGCUCGCUUCAAUGCCACCAAUCCAACGGCUGUUAUCAAUACGCACUUGGACUUCCUGCAGAAUGGCGCUGAUCUGAUAUUGACAAACACGUAUCAGACAAGCGUUGAGGGCUACAUGGAGUAUCUGGAACUGGAUGAGCAGGAGAGCGUGGAGCUGAUAAAAAAUACGGUUCGAUUGGCGCACAUUGCCAAAGAGAAGUACCUGACGGAAUGCUAUGAGGCACAGUUGGCAGUACCUGAAGGCUAUCCGUUGAUUAUUGCCUCAAUCGGGCCCUUCGGUGCACAUCUGCACGAUGGCUCCGAGUACACUGGCAGCUAUGCGGACUAUGUGCCAGCAAAAACCAUUACGGACUGGCAUCGCGUUCGCAUUGAGGCGUGCCUGGAGGCGGGCGUGGAUGCUUUGGCCAUUGAAACGAUACCCUGUCAAAUGGAAGCGGAAGCGCUUGUCGAAAUGCUGUGCGAUGAUUAUCCCGACGUUAAGUUCUGGGUUGCCUUCCAGUGCAAGGAUGAAAGUACUCUAGCUCAUGGUGAGGAUUUUGCAGAUGCUGCGAAUGCCAUUUGGGAUUUGCUAGCUGAACGUAAAGCCCUGGACAAAUGCCUGGCGGUGGGUGUAAACUGUGUGCACCCUAAGUUUGUGACGCCCCUCUUUAAGAGUUUAAAUGGUGAGCGCAGUCCCGAUGAGCAGAUUCCCCUGGUGGUCUAUCCGAACAGCGGGGAGGUAUACGAUGUGACAACGGGUUGGCAGGGUCGUGAGCACUGUGUGCCGCUCGAGAAUUACGUCCCAGAGUGGGCGCAGCUGGGUGCAAAAAUCAUUGGCGGCUGCUGCAGAACGUAUGCCCGGGACAUUCGACGCAUAAGCGAGGCUGUCCACGACAUAAACAAGCUGAAAAAAUUAGUCUGAG